CAGCCGAACCCACUCGUGUUCCUGCAGGAUGGGGUGCGGGUGGCAAUUCCCAUCGCUUUCUGCAUCUCCGGUCAAACCUCGGUGUUCCCGGGAGGUGCUCGUUUAUUGCACCUCUGUGAAUUCCUUCGGAUUUUGGGAAACGCAGCACGGGUGCCCCGAGCACAUCCCCUCCUCCUGCUGGGAAAGGAGCAACGCUGCGCUGUGCCCUCACCGCUCCGGGAGGUAUGUGUUCAUCGUGCAGAAGGGCUACCAGGAGCGAGAGACGGGCCCUGAGAGCUCCGUCAUCACCAAAGUGAAGGGCGUGACGCAGUCGCCGAGCAAGGUCUGGGAUGUUGGGGAGUACGUGGCCCCCCCCGAGGGUGGGAGCAGCUUCAGCAUCCUCACACGGGUGGAGGUGAGCGCUGCCCAGGCCAUGGGGACGUGCCAUGAGGGUCCCAGCGCUGCAUGCCACUCAGAGCAGGACUGCAUCUCUGGGGCCAUGGAUGCAUCCCACCACGGUGUGAGGACGGGGCGCUGUGUGCCCGGGGGCAGUGGGAGAAGCUGUGAGGUGCUGGCCUGGUGCCCUCUCCAUGGAGGCAGCAGCAGCGAGUCCCUGGCGGAGAUGGCAGAGCAGUUCACCAUCCUCAUCAAGAACCACAUCCGAUUCCCCCGCUUCAGCUUCUCCAAGGCCAACAUUCAGGCUACCGAGAGCCACUACCUGAAGAGCUGCACCUUCAAUGCCACCUCCGCGCUGUACUGCCCCAUCUUCAGGCUGGGCUUCCUGGCUGAGCAGGCAGGCGAGGACUUUGCAGUGCUGGCUGAGAAGGGUGGAGUGAUCGGUGUCAUCAUCAGCUGGGACUGCAACCUGGAUCUGCCUGACACCGAGUGCAACCCGCGCUACUCCUUCCGUCGCCUCGACCCCAAAGGGACUUUGGCAUCGCCAGGCUACAACUACAGGUUUGCCAAGUACUACAGCUGGAACGGGACCUGCACACGGGUGCUGACCAAGGCCUAUGGGAUCCAUGUGGAUGUGAUUGUGCAAGGCCAGGCAGGGAAGUUCAGCCUGAUCCCCACGGUCAUCACGUUGGCCACUGCGCUCACCUCAGUGGGACUGGGCUCCUUCCUCUGCGACUGGGUGCUGCUGUGCUGCAUGGACAAGGAGCGGCGGUACAGCAGCAGGAAAUUUGAGCAGAGCUGUGCCCAUGGCUGGGCAGAAUGCACCUUACAGCCACCCGCUACUGCUGCCAAUAAACCAUCACUGCUCAGCACGCCUGUGUCAAUGGAAGGAUGCAAGAACCACUGCUUGCUGCGACUGGGGGAGAAGAGCCAGGGGAGCUGAGGGGCUCUGGGGCUGCC
This is a messenger RNA of Centrocercus urophasianus (Greater sage-grouse), 1335 nucleotides long. It is a transcript of the gene P2RX2, whose product is annotated as purinergic receptor P2X 2. NCBI's taxonomy places the organism in Eukaryota, Metazoa, Chordata, Aves, Galliformes, Phasianidae. The coding region runs from base 29 to 1318 and encodes 429 amino acids. Gene Ontology annotation, cellular component: nuclear inner membrane; plasma membrane. The transcript is spliced from 11 exons. Gene Ontology annotation, molecular function: ATP binding; extracellularly ATP-gated monoatomic cation channel activity; purinergic nucleotide receptor activity. Gene Ontology annotation, biological process: monoatomic cation transmembrane transport; response to ATP. The record is from RefSeq and is a predicted model, not a curated record.